CAACGCGAGCAUUGUAACGGAUCGCAGUCACGGACGCUUGGAUUAAGGGCUACAGUACCCUCAGUGUCAUCUGUGUGUGAGUGUGCGUUUGUGUGACCGGUUAACAAAAAAAAAAUUAACAACAAAAAACCCCCCAUAAAACCCCCAAAAUCGCCACCCACGUGUGAGCGGUUAAAAAGUGAUUCAGUGUAACAGUUGAGAGUUCGAAAAAUCACUUUCGAAAUGAUAACAAACGAAAUGUGAUCGAAAACAGCUGAUUAACUGCGUGCAGAACAGCAUUAAACCAAUCAAAAGUGAUCUGGAGAAAAUUGUUUCACUUAAUCGCUCAUUUAGCAAAGAACAAAGAUCAUAACCUCUCAAAAAAGUCACAAAAAAUACAAAACGGAGCAGGAAGCCAUUCGAAACAAAAAUCCGUCAGAAAUCAACAAUCAACAUGUUUGGCCAUCUCAAUUUGCUGGCCGCUCUGUUUUUCAUCGGCACACUGAAAGAUUUCAGCGUGACUGGCCUGAGACUGACCGAGGUCCGCAUACCGAUGUACGUGAUUAAGGGUUCCGUGGCGCAGUUGGAGUGUCUGUACGAUCUGGACGGCGAGGCACUCUACUCGGUGAAAUGGUAUAAGGAUGGCAACGAGUUCUACCGCUAUGUGCCCCGGGACAUGCCGCCUGCCCAGACCUUCCUGCUGCCUGGUGUUAACGUCGAUUUGCACAACUCGAGCGACGCGAUUGUUACGCUGCGCAACGUCAAUCUGCAGUCGGCGGGCCGCUUCCGGUGCGAGGUUUCUGGCGAGGCGCCCUCCUUCCAAACGGUCACCGAGCACGGCGACAUGAUUGUUGUGUGUCUUCCCCACGAAGAGCCAAAAAUCACUGGUGGACGACCGCGAUACCAAAUAGGAGACUAUGUACGGGUCAAUUGCACUGCUGGAAGCUCGAAACCGGCCAUAAAACUAUCCUGGCAAGUAAAUGGAGAGCCUGUUGAACAGCAGAAGCUACGCAAAUACGAUAACAUUGUUUCGGGACGAGAGGGUCUUGAGAAAUCGGUGCUGGGCCUAUAUUUCCGAGUGGAACAGCAUCACUUCCGCAAUGGCGAUAUGAAGCUUAAGUGCAUAGCCGAGUUGUCGACCUUGUACUGGCGGAGCAACGAGGAGUCCGUGGAGGGCGACCGGCCGCAGAAGGCGCCCGUGCUCGAGUCCCGGGAAACGGUCUUUGCCAGCAACUCGCGCGCCGAUCCCGUCCAAGGUAUGUCUUACCGGGAAUUGUUUGUGACCAAAAUCUUAUCGCUCUUGUUCGUCCAUCCAAACGCAGCCAGUUCCACGGCUCCGUCGCCCACGACAGCCGCGCCGCCCCUCGUCCUCCUACUUCCGGUGGCGCUGGCGGUGGUGUUGGCAACCCUGGCGCAGGGGAUCGCCAACGAAAUAGAUAUAGAUAAGAUAUCGAUGGAUGGGACAGCACCCGGAGGGAAAGCUAUAGCGAAAGGAGCUCGACAGGCGAGUGAGUUGCUGGCUGACCGCGAGGAGGAAAUUCGCAGGACGAGAGCCGGAAAAUCCACGACGCAGCUGGAAAACAUGGCUUUGACUGCACGGUAGCUGCAUUAAGUCACAAGGCGGCCAUUUCCCUCCACAGCAAACACACACUUUUCACCGAUUUUUCCGUCUUCGCUUUGCAUAGAAAAACAAACAAAGAAACUCAAUGAAAAUCAAAAACAGGAAAUGAACAAAAAAAGAACAAAGAAAUUUAAGCAAACGAAAGAAAUGCUGCUAAUUUAUUUAUGCCGUUAAAGAAAGCUUUCAUGAAUUUAAUUUUAAAACACAAAAAACCAAAACUAUCUAGAGCAUAAAUUACGAAUACUUGUGUGAGAUCGAGAAAAAUUGUAUGUGAAAAAGCGUGCAAAAUGUUUUAACACUCUACGGAAAUGUUAGGACCCGUGACGAAUGAAGAAAAAACCAUUGUAAAUAGUUAAUGUUUAAUAUAUAUAUUUAUGUAACUGUAUUGUAUGUUAUUAAUUGUUAAGCUCACUCACAUACAAAACAGAAUUUAAAUAUCACACGUAUGGAAUAGAGGGAAAAUGAAUGGAAAGUCCUUCUACAAAAGUUGGUCAAGGCAAAAUACGAGUUUAACGAAAUAA
Molecule: messenger RNA, 2121 nt
Organism: Drosophila suzukii
Lineage: Eukaryota; Metazoa; Arthropoda; Insecta; Diptera; Drosophilidae
Gene: beat-IIIc
Product: beaten path IIIc
Biological process (GO): motor neuron axon guidance
Source: RefSeq, a predicted model, not a curated record